Molecule: messenger RNA, 2459 nt
Organism: Triticum aestivum (bread wheat)
Lineage: Eukaryota; Viridiplantae; Streptophyta; Magnoliopsida; Poales; Poaceae
Exons: 4
Coding region: 534-2018 (494 amino acids)
Molecular function (GO): protein binding
Source: RefSeq, a predicted model, not a curated record
AUGGGCUGGCCAGGCCCGAACGAAAGCCCCGUUUGUUCGGAAUGCCUGCGCCUGGCCUCCAUCUGCUUCUCCUUCAUGUCGUCGAAACGCAAGGAGCGUCCUGCUCGUGCCUCGGCUCCAAAGUACCCGCGCAGGGAUGGCCCCGGUCUGAUCUAGGGUUUCCUACCCGUCGACAGGGAUGGAAAAGGAUGGGGAGGAAGAAGAGGCAGAUACGGACUACAGUAUUUUACUUGAUCGACGUGGGGGCGAUCACGGCCGUCGGAUGCUAUUAAACAGACAAGAUCGAAUACGUUUGAUUUUCUUUUCGCCGGCGAUUAGUCUGCUUUCUUGCGCCGGCCGGCCUAAUUAAGCAGAGGAGGAGGAGGAGGAGGGAUUCGAACAAGGGCCGAUCAGGCGCCCGCCAUUGUCACAGAUCCAGUAAGGUCGAUCCACAUAGCGCUGUGCAGGCGCAUCAUCAAGAACACCAGUUCUUUUAGAUCAUCAGAAAGGCACACGCCUAGUUACGUUGCGACCAAUUGUUGGUCCGAUCAGCCAUGACGAAGAAAAGACGUCGUCGCAGACGCAAUGUAAAUGCAGCACAGAAAGCAACUCGCAACAACGACGAAGAAGACGGAGACAGGCUUAGCAAGCUGCUUGACGACCUUCUGCUCAACAUUCUGGAGAGGGCGGACACACUCGAUGCAGUAAGGGCCUGCGUCCUCUCGAGGCGAAUGAUGAAGCUCAUCACCAUGCUCUCGCGGUUCUUCCUAAGCUGCAGCUCCGUUCCAGGCCACCAGGACAGCGCUCGUAUUUUCGACCCCACUGAAUUUUUCAGAAUCAACAGCGCCGUGGCUCAUGUAACGGACAACAUCUUGAGCACAAGGAGCCCGGAGAUCACCAUCAGCAAGCUCCAAAUCAGAUUCAUCCUGACGCAACGUGAUUCUUACACGAUUGGCGAAUCCGUCGCCCACGCCAUGGCAACGCAGAAGGUCGGCGCGGCUGAGUUUCAGAUCUUGACAGAGAAGGCUUAUCUGGAGAGCACUCCUGCCGAUCUUCUCGACCAUGCCAAGAAGUUCAAUGGUUUUCUCAGUGCUUGCCCUGAUGCGUUUGCCGGCCUCAGGCGCCUGUGGCUGCGCAACAUGAGGUUUGCUGAACCGGACAUACCCAACAUCCUCAGCGCUUGCAAGCUCUUGGAGUCUCUGCAUCUGACCCACUGCGACUCGGGGAAGAAUUCCGUGCUGCGGCUGGAACAUGCUCAGCUUACCGAGCUCGAGGUCAAGGUUGGGAAAUUUGAGACAGUUGAGCUGGCAUGUCUACCAAAACUCCAAAGGGUGAGCUAUAACAAUUGGUUCAACUCCCAUAAAGAUCCCCUGUAUUUGGGUUUUGUACCACAGCUUUCAAAGCUGUGGCUUGCUAAAACUGGCCGCCGAUCGACUAGGACUCUAAAGUUAAGUCAGCUCCUUGGUAAUGUUCCUUCCAUAAGCGAUCUGCAUAUGGAUUUUCAAAGUGAAAAGAUUUGGGUUCUGCCAGAAAGCCCGAAGCUGCUCAAGCCUGUGCUCAGCAAACUACAGCACGUGAAUCUGGACAAUCUUCCUGAAGGAUGUGAUUUAGCUUGGACAAUGUUUAUUCUUGAAGCUGCGCCGUCCCUAAAAGAGCUGUGCAUCACGGUAUGGGAUCAUUGGUGCAAUAUGGCGAUGAGAGACAAAGAGUUUCGGGAGAGAAAUGGUUACUGUGAAAAGGUAGACGUGGAGUGGAAGCCACAUGCCCCUGAUUUCAAGCACAAGAACCUGGUUAAGCUCACCAUCUACGGCUUCCAAGCAGAUGGCAUCUUUGUGCGAUUCAUCAGGUGUGUCAUGGAACAUGCGGUUAAUAUGGCAGAGAUAUCUCUGCAUGACAGGAAGGUGUGUCUGCACUGUGGUGACUUGGAUCCCGAGAUGAAGUGCCCAUCGAGAUAUCCAUGGAACGCUGAUGAGCGCAUGCAGAUCAUUGAAGAAUUGGGGUGUCUUUGCCUGCCAUGGUUCGCUUCCUGUCGUAAUUGAAAAAAAGAGAUGCUGUUUAAUCAUGAGUGUGGGCAAAUUCAAGUGAACCUGCAUCACCUGGGCAACCACCGGUUCUACGUCGUCAAGCUCUUCAGGAUGACGACCCGCCGCCAAGGCGGGGGCUGCUGCGAUGAUCCCAAGGAGAAGUGUUUCGCAACGCUCACUGGCGUGGAGGUUGUGGGCGGCGACCACGCCGGCAAAGGCAUCACAUGAUGAAGCACAGAUCUCUCCAGUACUACUUGGGUGAACACUUCUCUGGGUUGUUACUGGCUUGAGAAUUUGGAAAUUUAUCACUGUCUAUUUUUUUGAGUUGCAAGAAGAUUGAUCACUGUCGACUAAGGUUGGUUAAGAAUGGUCAGUUUUGGAGACUAUGCUAAAUCAAACCUCUCCUGUACUUUGAAACGGAGAGAAUGUUAAUGGUUAAUUGAAAUUCGUUUUUGU